Diceros bicornis minor is the source of this 1819-nucleotide messenger RNA. RefSeq names its product coenzyme Q3, methyltransferase (gene COQ3). The record is from RefSeq and is a predicted model, not a curated record. Gene Ontology annotation, molecular function: 2-methoxy-6-polyprenyl-1,4-benzoquinol methyltransferase activity. Lineage: Eukaryota; Metazoa; Chordata; Mammalia; Perissodactyla; Rhinocerotidae. The coding region runs from base 1 to 1296 and encodes 431 amino acids. Gene Ontology annotation, biological process: ubiquinone biosynthetic process. The transcript is spliced from 8 exons.
AUGUCCUUGGGAGACAUCUGUUAUAAAUAUGAAGUAAUUACAGCUACAGGGGACCAAAAGCUAGAUCAUGUAGAGCGAAGUAGUAGCAUGAUUGAUGGCGACUUUGGCCACGAGUCUCGGAACCUCUGUGUUGGGGAUCUUUUGCGGGAGGGACCGGAAAGGAGGGGGAUCCUUUCUGUGGCCGUGAGGGGAGGCCGCAAGCUGAUCUCUUCCGGGAGUCGUUUUUCAGCAGUGCUUGGGUCUGGGUUUCGGGACGCACGGCCUGACUGUCCUCGCUUAACCAAGUCGGCAGUUUGUUCAGAGAACCAGCUCAGUUGGACUCUACCGAUUAAACCAUGGGUUUUCAGUGAAUACAAAAUCAUGUGGUUUAAAUCCUGUAGAAUGACUUUUGCCUGCUUGAAUAGAAUGAAAAGUUACAGGUACCCUUGGACAAGACCGUACAGCACUUCUGGAACCACUGUAGACAGCAGUGAGGUAAAAACCUUCCUGGCCCUGGCUCACAGGUGGUGGGAUGAGCAAGGAGUGUAUGCGCCUCUUCAUUCUAUGAACGACCUGAGGGUACCAUUUAUUAGAGACAAUCUUUUAAAAACAGUUGCUAAUCACCAGCCAGGAAAACCUUUGUCUGGGAUGAAGAUUCUUGAUGUUGGCUGUGGUGGUGGAUUGUUAACUGAACCUCUAGGGCGGCUUGGGGCUUCAGUUAUUGGAAUCGAUCCUGUGGAUGAGAACAUUAAAACAGCACAGCGCCAUAAAUCAUUUGAUCCAGUCCUGGAUAAGAGGAUAGAGUACAGAGCAUGUUCCCUGGAAGAGAUUGUGGAAGAGACUGCAGAAACAUUUGAUGCUGUCGUAGCUUCCGAAGUUGUAGAACAUGUGAUUGAUCUAGAAACAUUUGUACAGUGCUGCUUUCAAGUGUUGAAACCCAGUGGUUCUUUAUUCAUUACUACAAUCAACAAGACCCAGCUGUCUUAUGCCUUGGGAAUUGUUUUUGCAGAGCAAAUUGCAGGUAUUGUACCAAAAGGUACUCAUACAUGGGAGAAGUUUGUUUCACCCGAAAAGCUAGAGAGCAUUCUGGAAUCAAAUGGUCUGUCAGUUCAGACUGUGGCAGGAAUGCUCUACAACCCUUUCUCAGGGUACUGGCAUUGGAGUGAAAAUACCAGCCUUAACUAUGCAGCUUAUGCUGUGAAGUCCGGGGUUCAGGAACACCAGGUGCCAGCUGAGUUUGUUUUAAAGGAGGAAGCAGAAGAGCUCCAAGCCACAGCCUCUACCAACCCAGCUGUGCAUGAAGAGCUGAAGAAAUGAAUUGUUUCUAGAGACUGUAGUAAUAUGGCUUGAAAGUCUGAUGUUUACAAAUACAAAGAAUAUAUAAUUUGUCUUUGGAGAGAGGAUCAUGAAGAAAAGAGAGUCAAUAAAAAGGGCUAAGACCUUGGAUAAAAGUUUUUGUUGUUUUAUCUAAUAGCCACUUUCAAGGGAUUAUUCUAUGGAUUAAAAAGGUUUGUCAAGGUAUUGUGUGAUCUAGGAGUUUAAGUUCCUCAGCCUUAGUUUAUAUAAAUAGGGUGUGCAUAUUUCACUUCAUCUUACAUAUAUGUGUAUGGUAUAAUAUGAUUUACAGCAAUCUGUAUCAUCUAUGUUCUUCUUGAUUUGGUUUUAGUUAAAGGCAGUUAUGCUUCUGACUGAUGAAAACCAAAUGUAGUUUUAUACCACUUAUACUUGGGAAGAUAAGACACAUUUUUUUCUUUUAAAUUUUAGUUUGUUGGAAAGCAAAUGGAAUGUUAAAUAUAUACUGGAUUUGGAUUCAAACAUUAAAAUCAAGAAGUUCAGAUGA